CUUGCAAACUCAUAUUGCCUGGUCCCCUGCGUUAGAAUUUUUUCGGCUUUCCCCUUGUCCCUUUUCUGUCCACCCCCGCCUCCCGCUCCCCAUUCCCCACUUUGGAGAAUUUAACGCUUGUUUUAGUGAUUUUGUGAUCUAAGUAAUGUGACACCCCAGAGCUGCAACUUUCUUGGAUGAAUUCUACUUUUGUUUUUAUUUCUCCCUCGCUUCCUCUUUUUUCUCUCGCCUCUGAUUAAUCUGCGAAGUCGGACGCUGCUGCCAGAGAGAGAGAAAUAAAUAGACGCGGCUGUCCCAGAAGGCUUAGACGUUGGGAAAGAGCAGCCAGAGAGGCAGCAGCAGUAGUAGAGGGGCGGCGGCUGGAACUGGGCGAAGCUCGUGGGACCCCAUUGGGGGAAUUUGAUCCAAGGAAGCUGUGGGAUUGCGAGGGGAGGAGAAGCUACCAGAUCAUUGUGUCCACCUCAAGGGGAGAGGAGGAGACGGCGGAGCGGGCCUCUAGACGGCCACGGAACUGCUGCACCCUGCCCCAUCCUGCCGGGAUCAUGGUCUGCGGCAGCGCGGGAGCGAUGCUGCUGCUGCUACGAACCGGGCUGCUAGUCCUGGCUGCGCUCUGCUUGCUCCGAGUGCCCGGAGCCCGGGCUGCAGCCUGUGAGCCCGUCCGCAUCCCCCUUUGCAAGUCCUUGCCCUGGAACAUGACCAAGAUGCCCAACCACCUGCACCACAGCACCCAGGCCAACGCCAUCCUGGCUAUCGAGCAGUUCGAAGGUCUGCUAGGCACCCAGUGCAGCCCGGAUCUGCUCUUCUUCCUCUGUGCCAUGUACGCGCCCAUCUGCACCAUCGACUUCCAGCACGAGCCCAUCAAGCCGUGCAAGUCUGUGUGCGAGCGGGCCCGGCAGGGCUGCGAGCCCAUCCUCAUCAAGUAUCGCCACUCGUGGCCGGAGAGCCUGGCCUGCGAGGAACUGCCGGUGUACGACCGCGGUGUGUGCAUCUCUCCCGAGGCCAUCGUCACCGCGGACGGAGCCGAUUUUCCUAUGGAUUCUAGUAAUGGAAACUGUAGAGGGGCAAGCAGUGAACGCUGCAAAUGUAACCCUAUUAGGGCUACACAGAAGACCUAUUUCCGGAACAAUUACAACUAUGUCAUUCGGGCUAAAGUUAAAGAGGUGAAGACCAAGUGCCACGAUGUGACUGCGGUAGUCGAGGUGAAGGAGAUCCUCAAGGCUUCUCUGGUGAACAUUCCGAGGGACACCGUCAACCUUUCCACCAGCUCUGGCUGCCUGUGCCCUCCACUCAGUGUUAAUGAGGAAUAUAUCAUCAUGGGCUACGAAGACGAGGAACGCUCCAGGUUACUCUUGGUGGAAGGUUCUAUAGCUGAGAAAUGGAAGGAUCGACUUGGUAAAAAAGUUAAGCGCUGGGAUAUGAAGCUCCGUCAUCUUGGAUUGAGUAAAAGUGAUCCUAGCCAUAGUGAAUCCACUCAAAGUCAGAAGUCCGGCAGGAACUCUAACCCCCGGCAAGCACGCAGCUAGAUUCUGAAAUAUAAAAAGUAAGAUUGGUGGCCUUCCUAUUAAGAUUUGCAUUGCUGGACUAGCAAAGGAAAAUUGCACUAUUGCACAUCAUAUUCUAUUGUUUACUACAAAAAUCAUGUGGUAACUGAUACUACUUCUAUUUUCUCUGUUUUCUGCUUUUCUCUUCCUCUAUCACUCCCCAGCCCCUCCCCUACUUUUUUGUGGUCUGGGUAGAGAUCCUUAUAUAUAUUAUAUAUUUCUUAUUUCACUAAUCCUGGAGAAACUGCUCUUUUGCAAUAAUAAUAAAUUAAACAUGUUGAAACUGGGGCUUCUUUGCUGGAGUUCCCAAAUGUUAAUUUACUGUCUGUAUGCAGAAUUGGGAAUGCAAUAUUGGAUGCAGGGAGAGAUUUCUGGUAAACACAGAAAGCUAGAUAUGUGGUAAAACAUAUUUGCUGAUCCAAUUACAGCCUCAUUUUCCUAUGCCUUAGGGCAUUCUCAUCCUAGGAAGUUCUAAAUGUUUAUAAAGGUAAAAUGGCAGUUUGAAAUCAAAUGCCACAUAGGCGAAGCAAUCAAGCAUCAGGAAGUAUUUAUGAGGAAAUGACACACAAGAUGAAUGAUUUGCAAGAUUGGCAGGAAGGAAAAUAAAUAGUGACAGGAGCUGGGGAAAGAACAUUUUCUCUGAUUGAGAAGCACAACUGAAACUAGUAGCUGUUGGGAUAUUAACAGUAGCAUUUUUCUUUUGGCAAUAUAUUUGACCUGUUCAUGAAUAUAUUAAUCAGCAUUAGGGAAGUGAAUUAUAACUAGACAUCUGCUGUUAAAGACAUAGCUCUGUUUAAUUUGCUUUCUUUUAAAUAAACCCAUUGGUGUAAA
Choloepus didactylus (southern two-toed sloth) is the source of this 2372-nucleotide messenger RNA. It is a transcript of the gene FRZB, whose product is annotated as frizzled related protein. Gene Ontology annotation, biological process: canonical Wnt signaling pathway; non-canonical Wnt signaling pathway. Gene Ontology annotation, cellular component: cytoplasm. The transcript has 6 exons. The record is from RefSeq and is a predicted model, not a curated record. Bases 543 to 1523 code for a protein of 326 amino acids. NCBI's taxonomy places the organism in Eukaryota, Metazoa, Chordata, Mammalia, Pilosa, Megalonychidae. Gene Ontology annotation, molecular function: Wnt-protein binding.